GAAUGUUUUGGAGUUUUAAAAAUCUCUCUCUUACUUCCGGAAACAAAGUGUUCUGAGCGGGAAUUUUCAGAUUUUACAGGGUCAUUUCCUAGUUACAGCCGUUGCUAGGCUCAUUCUUUAUUCUUAAAAAUGGAUGAGUGUUUUGAGAGAGGACCGUUAAGUUUCCUCUGUUGGGAGGAUGCCUUCCCCCAGCAAGCGUGGGAACGGAGAAGAAAAAUGAAUCUCCAGAAAACAGCUGAAUCCAAACCAGCAACCCUGCCUCCUCCGUCUGAGCCGGUGACUAGCAACAUCAGGCGAGCAAGCAACCUGGUUGCACAACAAUCCCCCCAAUUGCCGGAGUUUGGACAAGGUUGCAGUGCUUUCAAAAGAUACAGCCCCUCGCUUAGUACUGUCAGCAGUGAGGGUAGCUACUCAAAUAUCAGUGGAUCCAACACCCUAAGACGGUCACCAAGAAGUGUGACAGGGAAGUCCAGUGAAGGCUCCUUAAAUGGCAGUGCAUCGAGAAUCUACAGCCAGUCUCCAAGGAGCAGCAUUAGUGAAGGUAGCUCUUGCUCCAUAAAUGGUACUCAUGAGGAUCUUAAUGAAAAUACGAAACGAGAGAUCAGUGAUCCUGCUAUAGAGCAGAGCCUAAAUGAAGUCUCCCACUACACACAUGUAGGAGAGUAUGUUUUUCAGAAAUACGAAAAACAACAAAUGUGUGACAUUUCAUUCAAGUUGGGAAAUAAAUUAUAUCCAGCGCAUAAAUUAGUAUUGGCUUCACAGAGCCCACUAUUCGCUGAAGUUUUCGAAAGGGAGCAUUUUUCAAAGGAACAAGUGGCCCCCAAAGUUAUAAAUAUCAGGGGGGUGUCAGAAGAGGCCCUGGUUUCCUUUUUAGCCUACAUUUAUACUGGAAGGCUUGAUUUCAACAUGGGCUGUUGGAGGGAUGUCAUGAAACUUUCUCUCGUUUUUAAAGUCGAGCAAAUCAGGAAAUUAUAUUUGAGGAAAAUAGAACAGAUGAAAUGUGAGGACCAGCUUCAACUGUUGCCAAAUAUGGCACAAUUACAAGCAGUGGAAAUUAGUGACAAGAUUAUCAGGAAUAUAUCGACAAACUUUUUGAAAAUCAAAGAGUGUCCGGCAUUUUUCGACCUGGACGUCGAAACUCUUUGUUUAAUUUUGUCUGAUGAGAAUAUUAUGGUCAGGUCGGAAUUCGAAAUAUUCUCGGCAGCCAUUUCAUGGUUCCAUCACCAUGAUUAUGAAAAAAGAGUCCAGCACUUAGAGACCAUCAUGAGAUGUGUGAGAUUCCCCCUUAUGACCAACAAAGAGCUGUUUCUCUGUUUCAAAAAAUUUCCAAUACUUAGGCAGAACCAGAGUUGCGUCAACAUGAUAACCAUGGCCAAUUGGGCGAGGACCUCACUGGAGCUCAAUGAGGAGGAUCCAUUAGACGUCCCUGUAAACAAAAGAGACGGGGUCUAUAGUCCACAAAGUGUCAGCGAUUACUUAAAAGCCAAAUCCUCCAAUAGCAUUGAAGACGAGGUGGAAGUAGAAGUCACUCCUAUGUCCCAGGAGUUGGCGCAAGACUUCAAUUGUCACGCGGGCUCUCCGUGCAUGCUGCUGGAGCAGAGUCCUAAGGUUGAGCAGUAUAGAACUUCCAAAUCUAUUCUUAUCUGUAAAUUUGUAGGUGAAGCAACAGAACAGAGGAAGGAUUCCAGAAGUGGAAACAAAAGGUCACCCAAGAAGAAGGGUAGAAAAAUCCCUGAGAACUCCCCCAUUUGGCAGCUGCAGUCCAUGAGAUUCUAAAGGCCGCAGUUUUUUUUAAUGUUUGAAUGUUUUUUUUUUUAAAUCUUUGAUAUUUUUAUGUUUUUUCUAAAAUUCUCUUUGGUGUUUUAAUGUUUUUUUUCUUCGGUGUUUAUUUUUUUUUAUCCAAAUUCAAUGUUUUCUGUAAACGGUUAAAUACUUUUAUUGUACAUUGUUGAUAAGUAUAAAUGAAUGUGUGGUAUUAUUAAAAUCAUU
Messenger RNA from Saccostrea cuccullata (small rock oyster), 1989 nucleotides. RefSeq names its product kelch-like protein 5. Gene Ontology annotation, molecular function: protein binding. NCBI's taxonomy places the organism in Eukaryota, Metazoa, Mollusca, Bivalvia, Ostreida, Ostreidae. The transcript is spliced from 10 exons. The record is from RefSeq and is a predicted model, not a curated record. Bases 130 to 1776 code for a protein of 548 amino acids.